AUGGAAAGUGAAUGUAAUUUUCCAAGAAAACUUCGUUAUGAUAUCAGUAUGUCAAAAAGAACAAGAAAAACACCAUUGAAUAUCAAAGAAGAAGUUGUCAAACAGGCAGAUGUGAAUGUAGAACAAGAAGGGAAAGCUAAAAAAGAAGAAGAAGAUGAGAAGAAGAAGAAUUUGAAGCAGUUGAUUGAAGGUCGAGGCACUUCAUUGGGCCACCAUUUUACAGAAGAAGAAAGGCAACUUCAGAUGGUUGUAAAACAGCCAGCUGAAAAUGGUGUUAAAUUCAAGCAAAUGGUGAGUCGUUAUGCUAAAGUUUUAAGCCAUAUGAUUAAGCUCAAGAGAAAGAAGCCUGCAGGUUACGGAUUGAAGAUGCAAGUGCAUAAUAAACCUUGA
This is a messenger RNA of Solanum dulcamara, 390 nucleotides long. RefSeq lists its product as uncharacterized. The record is from RefSeq and is a predicted model, not a curated record. The transcript has a single exon. The coding region runs from base 1 to 390 and encodes 129 amino acids. NCBI's taxonomy places the organism in Eukaryota, Viridiplantae, Streptophyta, Magnoliopsida, Solanales, Solanaceae.